Messenger RNA from Acinonyx jubatus (cheetah), 3547 nucleotides. RefSeq names its product aarF domain containing kinase 1 (gene ADCK1). Gene Ontology annotation, molecular function: protein kinase activity; ATP binding. The record is from RefSeq and is a predicted model, not a curated record. Gene Ontology annotation, biological process: mitochondrion organization; protein phosphorylation; lipid homeostasis. The transcript is spliced from 11 exons. The coding region runs from base 451 to 2079 and encodes 542 amino acids. Lineage: Eukaryota; Metazoa; Chordata; Mammalia; Carnivora; Felidae. Gene Ontology annotation, cellular component: mitochondrial inner membrane.
GGUGCAAACGCCCCGGACGCCCGCCUCCGCUGGAACUGCGCAGGAGGGAACCCGCGGCCUGUGACCUUGUCACCCAGGCCGGCGCGCGGCCACGUGACCGGCAGGGCCCCGCCUCUUCUGCGGUCACUCUCCAGCUCGGCUCACUAGUGGGCAGAAGUGUGGACUGGCUACUUCGAUGGUGCAGUCUCGCAUGUAGGCAGGGCUGGAGCUGGAGGAGGAGGCAUCGGGUGGCUCACCCAGGCGACCUCUGCCUAGGCGGUGUGUGGACUCCGAGUCGCGGGCGGCGGGGGGCUGGGCGUGAUCUCUGGACUAGAGCGUGGGGUGCCGCCCAAAUCUCUGCCUUCCGUCUAGUAGCUUGGCGUGCCCCGGAGCGCCCCUAAUCUCCCACACUUUGCGGGGCCCUGCGCUUCCAGUUCUCCUGGAACUGGAACGUGCUGAUGACAGCUGUGCAUGGAGAGCAGCCUCUGGAAGACACCUAGCACAGCUCUCUCCCCAGGGUCUGGGGACAUGGCCCGAAGGGCUCUCAAGCUUGCUUCGUGGACCGGCAUGGCUCUUGCUGCCUCUGGCUUCUUCCUCUACAGCAACAAGUACUUGGAUCCUAAUGACUUUGGUGCUGUCAGGGUGGGCAGAGCAGUUGCAACGACAGCUGUCAUCAGUUAUGACUAUCUCACCUCUUUGAGGAGUGUCCCCUAUGGUUCAGAGGAGUACUUGCAGCUUCUAUCCAAGGUGCACCUCCGAUCUGCCAGGCGUCUCUGUGAGCUCUGCUGUGCCAACCGGGGCACUUUCAUCAAGGUGGGCCAGCACCUGGGCGCUCUGGACUACCUGCUGCCUGAGGAGUAUACCAGCACGCUGAAGGUGCUGCACAGCCAGGCUCCACAGAGCAGCAUGCAAGAGGUCCGCCGGGUCAUCCGUGAGGACCUGGGCAAAGAGAUCCAUGAUUUGUUCAUGAGCUUUGAUGACACCCCCCUGGGGGCCGCCUCCCUGGCCCAGGUCCACAAGGCAGUGCUGCAUGAUGGGCGGACGGUGGCUGUGAAGGUCCAGCAUCCAAAGGUACAGGCUCAGAGCUCGAAGGACAUUCUCCUGAUGGAGGUGCUCGUCCUGGCUGUGAAGCAGCUGUUUCCAGAGUUUGAAUUCAUGUGGCUGGUGGACGAGGCCAAGAAGAACCUGCCUUUGGAGCUGGAUUUCCUCAACGAAGGGAGGAAUGCUGAGAGAGUGGCCCAAAUGCUCAAGCACAUUGACUUCUUAAAGGUCCCCCGCAUUUACUGGGAGCUGUCCACCAAGCGGGUCCUUCUGAUGGAGUUUGUGGAUGGCGGCCAGGUCAAUGACAGAGACUACAUGGAGAAGAACAAGAUUGAUGUCAACGAGAUUUCACGCCACCUGGGAAAAAUAUACAGCGAGAUGAUCUUUGUCAAUGGUUUUGUGCACUGCGACCCCCACCCUGGCAACGUGCUGGUGCGGAAGCACCCGGGCACAGGAAGGGCAGAGAUUGUCCUGUUGGACCACGGGCUCUACCAGGUGCUCACGGAGGAGUUUCGGCUGGAUUACUGCCACCUCUGGCAGUCGCUGAUUUGGACUGACAUGGAGAGAGUGAAGAAGUACAGCCAGCGCCUGGGAGCCGGGGACCUCUACCCCCUGUUUGCCUGUAUGCUGACAGCCCGGUCUUGGGACUCGGUCAACAGGGGCAUCAGCCAAGCUCCGGUCACCGCCACUGAGGACUCGGAGAUCCGCAACAAUGCCGCCAACUACCUCCCCGAGAUCAGCCAGCUCCUCAACCAUGUGCCUCGCCAGAUGCUGCUCAUCUUCAAGACCAAUGACUUGCUCCGUGGGAUUGAGGCUGCCCUGGGCACCCGUGCCAGUGCCAGCUCCUUCCUCAACAUGUCGCGUUGCUGCAUCAGAGCGCUGGCCACGCACAAGAAGAAGAGUACCUGUUCGUCCUUCAGAAGGGCCCAGAUCUCUUUCAGCGAGGCCUUCAACUUAUGGCAGAUCAACCUUCAUGAACUCAUUCUGCGUGUGAAGGGGUUGAAGCUGGCCAGCUGGAUCUUGGCCUUUCUUUGCUGGCUGUUGCCCACUCCAUACUGAGUGGACUUGCUGUCCCCUUUCCCUUUCCAGUGUGAUUCUGUGGUGGGCAAGUUGACUUUUCACUCCACUCCUCUGUCAUGUCUCCACCCAGGUGCCCUAUUUCUGUCACAUGGUGGCCUGGGGCCCCAUGAUCAUUGUCCAUGGCACCACUAUACUUCACACCUCUGGAAUCCCUCCCCUAUGCUGUAGCCCUCGUCUCUGGGCCUGCAAGCUGUCCCCUGCAGUAGGCUUCUCCCCUGACCCAGGGAGAUGGCCCACCACUCUAGGUGGGUGCCAUGGGGCUGGAUGUCACCCUACUUCCGGUAACAACUCCUGUUGUCAGGAUGGACCAUGAAUCCCACUGACUUCCUACAUGAAUUCCUACAUUUAACUUGUGGGCGCUUUGAUUUUGUUGGAAGAGAGCAUUGUUUCUGAUCUUGCUGGGAACAGAUUCCCUCUCCUUGUCCUGUCACUCCCCAGAGGUGUUGCACCUGAGCAAGGUGGCUCGGCAUCCGGGGCAUGAGUUCACUGCUGUCACGGUGACCCCUUUGGUGUUUUACGUACUGUGUUUCAAUAAAACUUGAGGGUUGCAGGGAAGGGCUUUGUUGAUGGGAUUUUUAUUCUAGGUUGGGGGUGAGUCCACAUUGGCCGUUAGGUAAGAGUGGACCUGGGUGCCUUGUGCCACUGUGUUCUGCUUGGCAUCUUGCCCCUGUCAUCCUUCCAGCCUUUCCCUGUGUGGCCGCUUCCUGCCGCAUGUAGGCUUUUCUUACUUUCCAAGACUCUGAUGCUUUGGUCAGAGGAGUUGAGAAGCCCAAGGCCAAGAACUCAGAGGCUCAUCUGAACUUCUGCCUUUGGUUCCUCUGGGUUCUCCACCUGCUUUAUUCUACUCAUUGCAUCCUGACUUAGCCCUUCGGCUCCUCAUUUGACGCCCUCAGUCCUGGAGACUGUAGUGUAAGCCUCAGUCACUGUGGCUAGGAUUCCACUCUGGAGCCUCCUUGUCUCCUGUCUGGACUCCAUGCUUCCAUCUGUUGCCCACGGCCAGGGCUGCCCCACCCCCACUCAGUCAUCUGCUCCUGUUUCUGGGUCAUCCCCAUAGUUCUGCUCUAACUCCAGGUCCCUGAGAGACUCCACAUUUGGCAGGUCCUACUAUUACCGAGCACCUGUGCUCACUGGCAGUAAUUGUGUUUGAGUGUCUCUGAUCUUACUUCAUCCCAUUCACAGGGGCAGAAAGCCCCUGAAUCCAACUCUCAUCUUCUCUUUGUUCAUAAUACAACAAGCAGGUUUUCCGCUGACCAGAGAUGAUUUUCAAUCCCUUUAUUUCCUGAAAGAAUUAAUUGUUCUUAGUGACCAGUUGGAUGCACCCGGGGACCUGGGAGAAUAAUUUACAAGAUCUGUUAUUAAUCAUGAGGAUGCAUGCUGCAUAUUAUAUUUUAUGGUGUCUUUUAUAGCCACUGAAGUAAAUAUAUAAUGUCCUUUUUGUUCAAGGUAA